UUCCCUCCGCGGGCCCGAGAUAUGGCAAUGGUAGUUAGCAGCUGGCGAGAUGCGCAAGAGGACGUGGCCGGGGGCGGCCCCACCGGAGCAGCUCAGCCGGGCCGGGAUCCGCAGCAAGGGGCCUCGGCGGCCCCCCACACGCCGCAAACGCCGAGCCAGCCGGGAGCCCCGUCCACGCCGGGCGACAAGGGCCAGCAGCAGCAAGGCUCCGGCCAGAGCCAGCAGCAACAGCAGCAGCACAUCGAGUGCGUGGUGUGCGGCGACAAAUCCAGCGGGAAGCACUACGGGCAGUUUACCUGCGAGGGCUGCAAAAGUUUCUUCAAGCGGAGCGUCCGCAGGAACUUAACGUACACUUGCCGGGCCAACCGGAACUGUCCCAUCGACCAGCACCACCGCAACCAGUGCCAAUACUGCCGCCUGAAGAAGUGCCUCAAAGUGGGCAUGAGGAGGGAAGCGGUUCAGCGAGGAAGGAUGCCUCCGAGCCAGCCGAACCCGGGCCAGUACGCGCUGACCAACGGCGACCCGUUGAACGGCCACUGCUACCUGUCGGGCUACAUCUCGCUGCUGCUGCGAGCCGAGCCUUACCCGACGUCACGCUACGGCAGCCAGUGCAUGCAGCCCAACAACAUCAUGGGCAUCGAGAACAUCUGCGAGCUGGCGGCGCGGCUGCUCUUCAGCGCCGUCGAGUGGGCCCGCAACAUCCCCUUCUUCCCGGACCUGCAGAUCACCGACCAGGUGGCCCUGCUGCGCCUCACCUGGAGUGAGCUCUUCGUGCUCAACGCCGCCCAGUGCUCCAUGCCGCUGCACGUGGCCCCGCUCCUGGCUGCUGCCGGCCUCCACGCCUCGCCCAUGUCGGCCGACCGCGUGGUGGCCUUCAUGGACCACAUCCGCAUCUUCCAAGAGCAGGUGGAGAAGCUCAAGGCCCUGCACGUGGACUCGGCGGAAUACAGCUGCCUCAAAGCCAUCGUCCUCUUCACCUCAGAUGCCUGUGGCCUGUCGGACGCGGCGCACAUCGAGAGCCUGCAGGAGAAAUCGCAGUGCGCCCUGGAGGAAUACGUGCGCAGCCAGUACCCCAACCAGCCCAGCCGCUUCGGCAAGCUGCUCCUCCGGCUGCCUUCCCUGCGCACCGUCUCCUCGUCGGUCAUCGAGCAGCUCUUCUUCGUCCGCUUGGUAGGUAAAACCCCCAUCGAGACGCUCAUCCGAGACAUGCUGCUCUCCGGCAGCAGCUUCAACUGGCCUUACAUGUCGAUCCAGUGUUCCUAGAGCAGCCCCUGCCGCCCCCCUCCCCGCUUAGCCACCCGCCCACGGGCCUCGCGGCUGGGCGGCCAGAGGGGGGGGGAAGGGUCCGAGGAAAGAGCGAGAGCAAAGAAAGGGACCCACAAAAACGCCCCGCUCCCCCAAGGCCGGGAGCCCGGAAACCUCGUCUGGAAGGAAAAGACUGGCGGAAGCUGGCAACUCCGGCCCGGCGGCGGCGGC
Messenger RNA from Notechis scutatus (mainland tiger snake), 1476 nucleotides. It is a transcript of the gene NR2F1, whose product is annotated as nuclear receptor subfamily 2 group F member 1. NCBI's taxonomy places the organism in Eukaryota, Metazoa, Chordata, Lepidosauria, Squamata, Elapidae. Gene Ontology annotation, biological process: regulation of DNA-templated transcription. The record is from RefSeq and is a predicted model, not a curated record. Gene Ontology annotation, molecular function: DNA-binding transcription factor activity; zinc ion binding; sequence-specific DNA binding.